Messenger RNA from Agrilus planipennis (emerald ash borer), 1023 nucleotides. It is a transcript of the gene MED19, whose product is annotated as mediator of RNA polymerase II transcription subunit 19. Lineage: Eukaryota; Metazoa; Arthropoda; Insecta; Coleoptera; Buprestidae. Gene Ontology annotation, molecular function: transcription factor binding; transcription coregulator activity. Bases 232 to 948 code for a protein of 238 amino acids. Gene Ontology annotation, cellular component: mediator complex. The record is from RefSeq and is a predicted model, not a curated record. Gene Ontology annotation, biological process: positive regulation of transcription by RNA polymerase II. The transcript is spliced from 3 exons.
CUUUUCUUAUGCACUUUUGUAAAAAUUACAAUUUUGAUUUCAAAAAUAUUUUACGUUUCCCUACGUUUGAAUUCAGCGCUUGCGCUUUUAUCAAUGUAACUAAAUUUCACAUUACCACAACAUCAAACAUACACGUAUAAUUUUACUAACGUUUUCCACUCAAAAGAAGAAUUCCACAAUCGAAAACAAUAUUUAGAAGCCACUGCCAGUGGCGAAGGAUGAAGUUGUAAGAUGAUGGGUGAUCAGUUUCGUAAAGUAGAACAAUACUCGCCAAAAUCUUCACCCAGAGGGGCUCGAUCCCCUGUGGUCCCUCGUCAAGAUUCAUCAGGAACGUUAAAAACCACCAUUAUACUAGGGCCGAAUCCUUCCAUUGUCCCUCCUAGUGGGCCCUUUUACUUAAUGAAGGAGCCACCAGGAGAAUCUGAACUGACUGGGGCUAUGAACUUGAUGGCCUACUAUGGCCUCGAGCAUUCUUACAGUAAGUUCAGUGGAAAGAAAUUGAAAGAAUCUCUUUCUUCAUUCCUCCCAACCCUACCAGGAGUUAUAGAUGCCCCUGGUGCUCAAGAUAAUAGUUCAUUAAGGUCUGUGAUUGAAAAGCCUCCAAUUGGGGGCAAGGAAUUGUUACCAUUAACAAGUUCUCAAUUAGAAGGAUUUAGAUUGCACCCUGGUCCUUUACCUGAACAGUACAGAUACAUAAACCAAACUCCCAUCAAGAAACAUAAAAAUAAACAUAAAAAGCAUAAACACAAGGAAGGUGGAAUACCUAGUCAAGAAACACAUAUAACUGAAAUAGGACAGGAUACUCAUGAGAAGAAGCAUAAAAAGCAGAAACGUCACGAUGAGGAUAAGGAAAGGAAGAAGAGAAAAAAGGAGAAAAAACGAAAGAAACAGAAGCACAGUCCAGAACAUAGUGGUGGACUGACACCCAGCCAACACACUUCCUCAUAAUGUUCAUUUAUUUAUCAAUUAUUUCAUUUUAAUUAAUUUUAUUGUGUAUUAAUAUAAACAUUAUUAUGAUUUUAA